AUGUGGCAAAUAAGUGAAAUUCUGGCUUCGGCUGAUGAGCAUGCAGGUGAAUAUUCGUUCGGUGGACUAGCCCAAACUCUCCCAGUCGUUCCUGGAUUAUUCGUCAACAACGUCGGAAGCAUUCCUUUGCCUCUUGCCCCAGACCACGCAGAGAAGCUAAUCGCGAAAUGUGCUAAAUCUCCUUUCGGACACAACAUGGACACGAAGAUGGACGAAAGUGUCCGCAAGAGUUGGCAACUAGAACCUGAUCAAGUGGAGCUCAGAAAUCCAUUGUGGCAAAUAGGAAUGGAGACGCUGACAGAGACGAUCGCUACUCGUUUGGGUUACAAGGGUGUUCCAUUGAACUGCGUCCUCUACAAGCUGCUGGUGUAUGGAGAAGGAGGCCACUUCCUGAAACACCAGGAUACUGAGAAGGAGGACGGAAUGAUUGCGACAUUGGUAGUCCAGCCACCAAGUACUCACGAAGGCGGCGAUUUGAUACUGACGCUACUGCAGCCUAUUUUCCACAUUACGCCGUGCACUAUUCGGAUGCUGAACACGCACUGGAGGAAGUGA
Messenger RNA from Phytophthora infestans T30-4, 555 nucleotides. RefSeq lists its product as uncharacterized. Bases 1 to 555 code for a protein of 184 amino acids. The record is from RefSeq and is a predicted model, not a curated record. NCBI's taxonomy places the organism in Eukaryota, Oomycota, Peronosporomycetes, Peronosporales, Peronosporaceae. The transcript has 3 exons.